UCUCACUCCACAACACAUUCCAAUUCAUCUCUUCCAACACAUAACAACAACAGAGUCUCAUCCACUCACCACUCACCACCUUCAAACAAUGGAAAUCCAAAAAAGCCCAAGCCCAAGCCCACAGUUGGCGGCGGCGAGGAAGCUCUGGAACGUAGUACGGAUCGUGUUCUUGAUGUUGAGAAAAGGCAUAGCGAAGAGUAAACACGCCAUUGACUUCAACUUCAACGGCGGCAAACUCGCCGCCGCCAAAGCCAUCCUCCACCUCCAGCGCCACCACCACGACGCCGUUUACCCCCACCGCGACUACGAGUUCAGCUGCAGCAACAGCCCCGCCGUCACCUUCCCCUUCCACGUCACGAAACGCGGCAAACACCGAACCCGCUUCCCCCAGUACGGCGACGCUUCGAGCGUUCAGAAAGUGCUGGAGAUUCUGAACAGCAAUAACCAGAUGGAGGGUUCUCCUCUGGUGAAGAGUCCGAUCGGGAAGAAAGUGAGAAUCACGGACUCUCCCUUCCCUCUGAAGGAGGAUGACGAGGACAACCAGGUUGACGUGGCGGCUGAGGAGUUCAUCAAGAGGUUUUACAAAGACCUCAACUUGCAGCAGAAAAUGGCUGCCAUUGAAUCACCCUACCAUUCUAACUUCUGGGGCAGAUGAUAACCGUUACUCUUUCCUACUCUCAAACCACAUCGUAUAGUUCGGAAGUACUAUGUAUCCAUCUUCAUCUUUCUCUCUGUCAUAUACAUAUUCAUGUUGUUUACAUAAAUACGAGUUUAAUGGAUAUAUAAUAUACUGGUUUUGUAAAAUA
Messenger RNA from Vigna angularis (adzuki bean), 806 nucleotides. RefSeq lists its product as uncharacterized. The record is from RefSeq and is a predicted model, not a curated record. Bases 89 to 655 code for a protein of 188 amino acids. The transcript has a single exon. NCBI's taxonomy places the organism in Eukaryota, Viridiplantae, Streptophyta, Magnoliopsida, Fabales, Fabaceae.